This is a messenger RNA of Pogoniulus pusillus (Red-fronted tinkerbird), 562 nucleotides long. RefSeq names its product ribosomal protein L27 (gene RPL27). Gene Ontology annotation, cellular component: cytosolic large ribosomal subunit; ribosome. Gene Ontology annotation, biological process: translation. Gene Ontology annotation, molecular function: structural constituent of ribosome. Lineage: Eukaryota; Metazoa; Chordata; Aves; Piciformes; Lybiidae. Bases 112 to 522 code for a protein of 136 amino acids. The record is from RefSeq and is a predicted model, not a curated record. The transcript has 5 exons.
GGGCGGAAGUGAGGCAGGGCGGAAGUGAGGCAGGGCGGCAGCGGUGAGAGGUUGCCGGAAGUGCUCGGGCCUCCUUUUCCGGCCUAGGCGCCAUCACCGCGGAGCCUCGAGAUGGGGAAGUUCAUGAAGCCGGGGAAGGUGGUGCUGGUGCUGGCCGGCCGCUACUCGGGUCGCAAGGCCGUCAUCGUAAAGAACAUCGACGACGGCACCUCGGACCGGCCGUACAGCCACGCUUUGGUGGCCGGUAUCGACCGCUACCCGCGGAAGGUGACGGCGGCAAUGGGCAAGAAGAAAAUCGCCAAGAGGUCCAAAAUUAAGUCCUUUGUGAAGGUUUACAACUACAACCAUCUGAUGCCCACCCGGUAUUCUGUCGAUAUUCCCCUGGACAAAACCGUGGUCAAUAAGGAUGUGUUCAGGGACCCUGCGCUGAAACGCAAAGCGAGGCGUGAAGCCAAGGUCAAAUUUGAGGAGAGGUACAAGACAGGCAAGAAUAAAUGGUUCUUCCAGAAGCUGCGAUUCUAAAGCUCGUGAGGCUGUGUCAAUAAAUGUAUAUUAAAACUCA